AUGCCGAAAAGGAAAUCCACCCACGCCGAGUCUGAGCCUGAGCAGGCGACGCGUCGACGUUCCUCGCGGUUGAGCAAGGGUGUAGAGCCAACUGAGGAAGUUAUGGCGCCGGUGAAAGAAGAGAAGCCCCAAGCACUUUCUACUGGGAAGAAGGGCGGGAGGAAACCAGCUGCUGUGAAGGAAGAGGAGGAGAAUGAGGAGAAGAAAGUGGAGCCUCCCACCACCACCACCACCACCACCACCACAGACACCCCAGCCCGACAAUACUGGCUCCUCAAAGCCGAACCCCUCCCCCGUCUUGAAAACGGCUACGACGUCCACUUCUCCAUCGACGACCUCGCCGCCCGCACCUCCCCCGAACCCUGGGACGGCAUCCGCAACUACUCAGCCCGCAACAACCUACGCUCGAUGCGUGUUGGCGAUCUUGCCUUUUUCUACCACUCCAACUGUGCCAACCCAGGCAUCGUGGGCGUCAUGGAGAUUGUGCGCGAAGCCGAGGAAGACUGGACGGCUGUUGACCCAAAGGCUGCUUAUUUCGAUCCAAAGUCUAAAAAGGCCAAGGAGGAGGGCAAAGAGAAUCCGUGGAGUUUGGUGCAUGUGGAGUUUAGGGAAAAGUUCGAGAGGGAAUUGGGACUGAAGGAGUUGAGAGAGUGGGGAAAGGGGGGAGGGCCGUUGGAGGGAAUGGAGUUGUUAAGGCUGGGGAGGUUGAGUGUCAGUCGGGUUGGGGAGGAGGAGUGGGAGUUCUUGAUGGACAAGGCUGGGGGGAGGACGGGGAGGUGA
This is a messenger RNA of Neurospora crassa OR74A, 780 nucleotides long. RefSeq names its product AT DNA binding protein. NCBI's taxonomy places the organism in Eukaryota, Fungi, Ascomycota, Sordariomycetes, Sordariales, Sordariaceae. Bases 1 to 780 code for a protein of 259 amino acids. The transcript has 2 exons. The record is from RefSeq and is a predicted model, not a curated record. Gene Ontology annotation, cellular component: nucleus.